Hypoxylon fragiforme is the source of this 1041-nucleotide messenger RNA. RefSeq lists its product as uncharacterized. The transcript has a single exon. The record is from RefSeq and is a predicted model, not a curated record. NCBI's taxonomy places the organism in Eukaryota, Fungi, Ascomycota, Sordariomycetes, Xylariales, Hypoxylaceae. Bases 411 to 674 code for a protein of 87 amino acids.
GUCCCGUCGGCAGCCUCGGUCCACGUCCACAUCAGGGAGCCGAGGGUGUUUUUUCUUUUUUUUUUUUUUCUUUUUCUUUCUGUCUGGAAGACUGGUGCCAUGCCAGGGGGAGCUCCAGCACUCGGCCAUGCCAUGCACUGACAGCGCUUUAUCCGGGCUCGCGACGUGUGGAAGGACGGUCCAGUCGAGGGGGUUCGGCGUAGCAGUGCCGGCCGUUACAAUUACCAUUACAAAGUUCGCCGGCGGGGUCGGAGGCGAGCACAGCACGGUCUGCGGGUAAUAGCUAGCUACUAGGUUAGGUAGGUAGGUAGGUUGGUAGGUUAAUAGGUAGGCUGGUCCGUGUUGUGGUCGUGCGCCCAGAUCUGCGUGGAGUCUGGACCGGCGGCGGGCCCGAACGGUCCGAGGCGGCGAUGAUAGGUAGGUAUGCCGGAGCAGGCUGGAGUCGGCUCUCCCUCUGGCUGGCGUCAACAGUUCUCGCGGCAGCUGAGAGCGCUUGUCGGCGGGGAGGGGGAGUUGAUGACGGUCACGGUGGCAUCCGUUGCCGAGCCGCCGAACCCGGUGAUCGUUUGCUGCUUGUACCCGGUGGGGCAAGAGCCUGUCCGACGAGAAGGGUGACGGCCGGGAGUAUCAUGUUGAGAGAUGAUGACAAGCUCUGGCCCGAGGAGUUCAAUUGACGGUUGGCUUGACCACACGCAUAGUUCAGGGAAGGACGCGCGGGUAGUGUACUCUUUGAAGUACCUGCGCAAUAGACACUCACUUGGCUGAGUUGUUCAAACAAGCCCGCACACACGAUGAGAUGUGAUCCUCGCGAAGGAGUGAGAGAUCCGCAACUAGGGCUAGAUGCAAACUAGGCACUGGGAUGUAACUUCAACGUGGGAUCAGAGGGGUUCUGCUCAACAUCUUAUUUGACGACGCAGUAUUAUCUAGAUCUAUAGCAGGUGGAUAACGAAAUAUCAGAUACAUAAGUAGGUAGCAUCUGCCGUGACUGACUCAGUUACUAUAAUCGCUUAGGUGCUAAGGAAACACGUACUAGGGACUAGU